Molecule: messenger RNA, 501 nt
Organism: Seminavis robusta
Lineage: Eukaryota; Bacillariophyta; Bacillariophyceae; Naviculales; Naviculaceae
Source: the annotation of a GenBank genome assembly
AUGUCCUCCUCCGCAGAUGAUUUGGUGUCUGCAUUGGUGCGCAAGUUGGAGGCAUCCAUUGACACCACCAGCCAAGACACUACUGGGUGCCUUCUACUAGCCAAGGAAAAUGAAGCACUCAAGAUACAAUUGAAAGCUUUGAAGACUGAAAAAGAACACGAGGACCUCAAGAUACAAUUGAAAGCUUUGAAAUCAGAAAAUGCACAGCUGAAGAAAGAAGCGCAAGCCCACCAAAAGGAGCAAAUGGAAUUGUUGUGUCGGCAGUUGCAAGACCUCCAAAAACAGGUAGUUAAGAAUCAGAAGGAGCAAGCAGAUGCUGUCCGAAAAGAACUCAAUGAUCUCAAGAAGGUUGAUAAGAAUCCGCAAGGGGCAAGUAGAUUCUUGCCGAAGGAACUCAAUGAUCUCAAGAAGGAUGAUAAGAAUCAGAAGGCUCAGGCAGAUUCUCUCCGAAAGGAAAUCAAUGAUCUCAAGAAGGUUGAUAGAAUCAGAAGGAGCAAGUAG